Molecule: messenger RNA, 1060 nt
Organism: Quercus lobata
Lineage: Eukaryota; Viridiplantae; Streptophyta; Magnoliopsida; Fagales; Fagaceae
Exons: 3
Coding region: 16-387 (123 amino acids)
Source: RefSeq, a predicted model, not a curated record
UAAAUUUUCAAUGCCAUGGAAACUAAAGAAAUAAAUUAUAUUUAUGUUUACACUGAACAAAUGAAUCAGGUUGUUAAUGAGCUGGACUAUAACCAUUUUUCGAUCAAGAAAGCUUCUCAACUUGUGAUGGAACUUGGUGGGCAGGGUUUGAAGAUCCCAAUCAAAAUAAGCGAAGCCAUGAUGAGGAUGAUGGGGAGGAACCAAGAUUCAAAGACUCAGAUGAUUGAAUUAUGGCUAAUCAUAUGUGAGGAAUUUUUUUCUUUUCUUCUUUUACCUCAAUGCAUCAAAUCUUUGAAAACAAGAGAAUUGAUCUCUUUGAUGGGGGCACCAAAGGAUAUAGAUAAUGUCUUGGUACAUCUUUUUCACCAAUGUGCUAGUUUUCACUGAUGUGUCUACUACUCUUGUCAGCCUUACAUGCUAAAAUUAGAGUUAAUUAUGGGUUUAAAUUGUCAUACAACCCUAUGGAUCAUGCAUUUUUGUCGUAAUGAAAAGAUGCCAGAUUCAUAUACAUAACAGUGAGGUUGGUUUGGGUAGCUACUUUAGCUAUUGAGUUUGAUCUAAUGCUUAUUACAGAUGAAGUAACCAUGGAUGGCUGCUGUCUGUUGGUGCAAGUAACUAUUCAAAACCCUAAGAACUUGGCCAAUUUGAUGGCUUUAAUCUUUGUGGACAAUAUAUUGAUGAUUUUAUAGUUUUUUUUUUUUAAAAAAAAAAUUUGAGAAUUCUUUCUAUGCAAUGUAGUGAGUGCACAAUCACACAUAAAAAGUUAAGAUAGAAAUGAUAAUAUGAAAAGGCCACUGUCUCAUUGGCAUCGUGAAAUCAGUGUCACAGUAGCAUUGCAUGUCAUCUACCUCUUUGAUGGUUCCGAAAUUGUAAAAUGCUGCGUCUAAAGUACCAAUGCAUACUUUUUAAUUUAAUCUGGAAUCAUGCCAUGUUUGAUAUAUUUCAUAUCAUUAUAUGUUACUUCAAGUACAUUGUUGUUAAAUGUUUUUCAAAUAUGUUUCUUAAUUACCUAUCAAAAAAUUAUGAAGUAUUUUUAAUGCUAAGGCAGUGGCUAUAUGUU